CUUUCUUUUUUGACGCUACAUUUGGGGGUUAUUGUUAUUAGGCACUUUUUUGAAUCUUGUACAUGGGCAUCAAGGGCCUGCUUCCCUUCCUCAAAAAGGCCUCAGUACCUGUAAAUCUAUCUGACUUCAGUGGUUAUGUUGCUGCUGUUGAUGUCUACUGUUGGAUUCAUAGAUCAUCAUAUGCAUGUGCUUCAGACCUGGCACUUGGGAUCCCAACUGAUCAGUACCUAAUAUGUUAUAUUACGAUGUUUUCUUAGAUAUAUUCGGUAUGCAAUGAAGUAUAUCAACCUGAUGAAUUCAUGCAAUGUCAAGCCUAUCCUUGUUUUCGAUGGGAUGGAUUUACCAUCCAAAGCGGAGACAGAUUUGAAGCGCCGAGAGUAGUGUUGCUUAUAUAUCUAAGUGUUUUUUAGGGCUAAAGAAUUGAAUCGGAAAAAGGCGGCUGAGUAUCUCAUCCAAGGGAACAAAGCAGCUGCACAGGAGUGCUUCGAAAGGUCUGUGUUCGUAACACAUGAAAUGGCGUAUGAAGUUCUAAGAGCUGCCCGGAAUAUGGGUGUUGACUGUAUUGUUGCACCAUAUGAAGCGGACGCUCAGUUGGCUUAUCUUAACCGAACCGGUUAUGCCGAUUUUGUCAUCACUGAGGAUUCUGAUUUAUUGUUAUUUGGCUGCAGGCAGGUUUUAUUUAAACUGGAUUUGUCAGGAUCUGGGAUCCUCGUAGCAGCUGCAGCCGGCAUAUGUGAAUGCUGUGGGAUUCCUCCUAGCCAGUUUACUGAAUCGAAGUUCAGAUAUAUGGGUAUCAUGGCUGGUUGUGACUAUUUCAGUGGAAUUCCUGGGAUAGGACUAACCACUGCCGCCAAAAUACUACGUCAAACACGCAUAACUAAUUUCAGAGAACUUUUAUCCAAGUUGGGUUUUUAUGUUAAACUCAGUAGUAAUGCUAUAGCGGAUGACAGCACUAAUACUACGAACAAUGAAGUGACUUACGGCAAGAGAACAAAAGCCAAGACAGCUGGUCAGAACAAGAAUUCUCAGAUCAGCUCAGUACUUAUUGAUGCUGCCGUACGCGCUGAACGUACUUUUCGACUUCAAGUUGUUUUUGAUGUCGCAUCAAGAUGUCAGAAGCGUUUCAGUGAACCUACUCCUGAGGAUAUCGAAGAAGAGAUGCACAAUAUAGAGUCACUGGAGAAAACAGAUGGAAACGAGGUUGUUAUUUUUGGUUACGCUGGUCGGGUAUUGAAAAAUAACGAAAAGGCGUUCAAUUUGGCUCUUGGGAACAUAAAUUAUUCCGACGGUACAGUUGUGGACAGUUAUACCCCGAAUGUUUCAAAAUGCACCUCAUCGAAUGGAGCUCUUGUCGGACACUCAAGUUUACAAACGAAACUCCAGACAUCUAGGGUAAAGCCCAAUCCAGAUCGUUUAAAAACAAGCAUAUUUGACAAAAAUUAUCCUAUUCAAAAAUUGUGGCUUCGUCGUGCUCAAAAUGGGUGCAUUGAACCUGUGGCGGAUGUCUUUUCUUUAAGUUCAAACAUGUCUCUUUCCGAAAAAGAAAAUAAAAGCCCAUUGGAAUCAUCACCAGUCAAGUUAGCAGGAUUAAAGAGAGCACAGUCAACUUAUGGGAAGCAAAUAUUAGUGCCGACAAAUAUUCAAGAACGUUUGAAAAAUUUGACUAAUGAUGCCAUAAGUCAUCAAAAUGGACUUCACGAAACUUCAAAACGCCCUUGUUUUGGACUCGAAAAAUCUCCUGUGGAUGAUACCUCGGAUGUACUGCAAAGUUACGGUCAGACCUAUUGUACUCCAACUACACCUAAAUUAAAAAGACGGAGUUGUCUUUCAUCCACUAUUGUAUCUGCCUCUCGUUACUUCACAGAAGAAGAUAAAGUUGACGAUGUAGCGGUAGCAAUAGACAAUGCUGUUACUAAUCUACCAAAUGGUGAUUCACCUCCUCGCUUGAAUACUUCUCAUAGCCCGGUGUUUUACAAGGCUAGCUCGAAUCCAUUUCGAUUGUCUGUAUCAUCUGCAUUGUCAUCAAAACCAAAAGUUAAUGGAGGUGAAGAUAUUUUAGUAAAUCCAAUCAAUGAAGAUUUGCACAAUUCUCCUAGCUGUCGUAGCGAUUUGGAUGCUGUUCGUCGUUCUAGUUUUGACUUAAAAUGCUUUCAGUUCAAGAAGUCUAGUCAGUCUUCAGGCACUAAUUCUUCUCCCGUAUUUGUUGAUCCAAUCGAACGACAAAAUCGUCCUGUUUCCCCUACAUCACCUGACUUAAAUAAUUCAACAGCUGAUUCACAAGAUAGCUUAUCGAAUUUCUCAUCUCCUAGCUUUUUAAAUUCUCAUAAAAUUUCUUCUCAGAAUCCGAAUGAGAAAAUCUCUCCCAACGAAAUCGUCAGUAAUCACAACUCAGCUGAAACAGAUUCUUGCUUUUCGGAGAGUACUUCUCUGAAAGAAAACAGUGUAGAUAUAAAUCAAAAACAAGAUUAUGUUUCAAAACUGUCAAAAACUAACUUUAAAUUUAAAUCAAUAAGGUCAAAGACGUUAGGCAAAACUCGAGCACCACCUGUACAGUCAACAAAUUUGGAUUCAUUUUUCCAGAAGUGGAAAUUUAAGCGAUCCAGUACAUAAAAUAUUUUUGUCUCUGUGUACUACCACUUGUACAUAUUGACUUAACAUAUCUGUACUUUUAUUUUUGUUUUUUUUAUAGUUGAUACUAUUCCUAUUUUGACUUCAUAUCAGAUAACAUAUAAUUAGCUACUUUAUAAUCUAUUUCUUUUCCAUUUUCUUUUGAACUGAGCCAAUAACUUAUGCCUUAUUGAUUUCAAUGUUAUUUUUAAGGUCUGCAAAUGUUUUUUUACAUUUAUCCUUGUAGUCUUAUCACAUAACAUCUAUUUAAUAAAUGAUAUAUACAGUCUU
Messenger RNA from Trichobilharzia regenti, 2898 nucleotides. The record is from the annotation of a GenBank genome assembly. NCBI's taxonomy places the organism in Eukaryota, Metazoa, Platyhelminthes, Trematoda, Strigeidida, Schistosomatidae.